AUGUCCGUUGAACAUGACCGGAAUGGACCUCUUCGGGGCCGGAGCGGUCCUCCUGCCCGUAAGCCGAAUCGAACUGUCAACGUUCCAAUUGAGUAUCAGCCUAGUAUGUCUUGGCCUGAUCUGGAGCGUAUUAGCAAGGUUCUAAGCGUGGAAUCUGGCUGUGAGGUUGUUCCAAGGAUGGAAAAUCGGCAGCCUACCAAAUUCGAAAUCUUCGGUCAAGGUCUUCAAUUAGAGGCUGCGGUCAAAGUUGUCAAUCGGUGGAUCGAAAAUGCUCCCUCCAAAACUCCUGCAUCAUCAUCUUGGCCGAAAACGAGUGCUUUUCAUGCCAAUAAGUGGUACUAUGACACGGUGAAGCAGAUGGAUAUGGAGCGCAAAGAGAAGUUUAAGGGCGAGCCGCCAGAAGAAGCAGGGCUUAUUCGAGUGGUUGUUGACUGGCCUGAUGAGCUACGUCGUGACGGGAUCGAUCCAGCGUCUGCCUUCGGUAAUGGAUUAGUAGCACUGAACCCAAUUCGGAUGGAUGAUGAAGUAUAUAUCUCCUUUUGUCCACACCGUGGUCCAGUCCUACAAGUCGAAAUCCAAGGGUACGAAGAAGCUCACGUCGCAUCUGCUCUAGAGCACUAUGAGAACCUAGUGCAAAAGGUUCAGACCAUAAGAUCACUGAGCGUCCUAGCCAUCAACAUCGUUCUAGAUAAAGGUGAAGGCACUGAAGUUGUUCUGAGGAAGAUCCCUAGUUGGUGGCCUGUCAAAAUCUAUAACAUAUAUCCUCAGCUCCUUCCAGCUGUGCCGCCAGUAGCCCCUAAACAAGGAAACCAAGAAACUAAAGGAGAGUUUCGGAAGAAGUCCCUGGACCCUAGCCACCUGGUUGAGAUUCAGAAACAAAUCACUCAAGUUCUAGAAUGUAUAAGAUUCGAGCGAGGCUAUUACGACCUGACGGUCCGCUAUGGUUGUCUUGGACUUGUAGGCAUGGCAGACGAGGAGAUUGGGAAAACCUACAAAUUACCCGUAUUUGAAACGAGCAUUUGCGGGACGAGGGUGACUUGCCUAGUCACUAAAUGGGCAGGCGAUCAGGAGUUUGGAGAGCGAUUGCUUGCCAGACUGAUGGCGGCAGGUGACAUAUUGGUGCCGGCCAAGAUAGGAGGUCCUUCAAAGUUGUCAGAGACUCGGCCCACCUUCCAGGGAACAUGGAUGCUUCAAGAUCCUAACAGCACGCGCCCAGUCCAUCCGAAUGCUCGAGAUCAGCGGACUGCGUCUCAGCCCAAGACUAUUGUGGUGCAAAUUGAUUGGACUGAAGACGAGGAAGGAAUGUUCGAGAAGAUGCCUUUAAGAUUCUACCAUGUGAAAGAGGGCAAGAUUGCGCCUAAGGAACAUCUUGACAUCAACUUAAUGGAACUAGGAGAAGGCAAGGCAUGGCACAUAGGCCUAGAAUCCAUGGUGGUCGUCCCAAAAUCGAAGCUGUCUCCUGUAGUCGUGAACUUUGCGGACGGGGUCAGGAUGAGGUCCGGGGACGCGGCGAACCUACACUCUAAAGAGAGCUUCGCGCAGUGGAGCACAACUCCAAGUACACGACUGAAAGGAUGUCGAUUGGACAGGGUUUAUACAUUCCGCAUCCGUGAUACGAACUACCAUGUCGAGGCUCGACAAAUGUGGUAUCCGUGCCAGACAGCCCCGUGCUGGGGUGUCGUUGUUCGCCACAGCGAAUGGUCUACGCACUUGAAUCCGCUCGAGACUCUUGUUUCUGGGCGAAUAGUCCAAUUCGGUGAUACGGCCAAGACUUUCUUCCCUGGUGACGGAGGCACCUCAGCUGCGCCUGCUGAAUCAAGCAAUGACAUGCCGCAAAUCCAAAAUCUCGACGUGGAGGAGAGGGAACCAGAUGUUACUGGUAUCACGCUUCUCGUCAAGGCGCUAAUGAGGCUUUCCGUUGUCAUCAACGACUGCAAAGCCCCCCCAAAUUAG
Molecule: messenger RNA, 1953 nt
Organism: Lindgomyces ingoldianus
Lineage: Eukaryota; Fungi; Ascomycota; Dothideomycetes; Pleosporales; Lindgomycetaceae
Exons: 4
Coding region: 1-1953 (650 amino acids)
Source: RefSeq, a predicted model, not a curated record